GGGUUUUUAUAAACACAUCCAUCUAGAAUAGACAGCGCAUACUGAAUUAUUGUUGUCCAACGAUUCUGUUAAUCCACAACAAGCGCGAAACGCAUUGUCAUCAUGUCAUUGCUAGAGGCAGAUGACAGUUACGAUUUCGUGUUUAAAAUAGUUCUAGUUGGUGAUGUUGGUGUCGGUAAAACUUGUGUCGUGCAACGUUUCAAGACCGGCAUAUUUAUCGAAAGACAGGGGAAUACAAUUGGAGUGGAUUUUACCAUGAAAACAAUAGAUAUUCAAGGAAAAAGAGUAAAGUUACAGAUUUGGGAUACAGCUGGACAGGAGCGUUUCCGAACCAUCACUCAAAGUUAUUACCGCAGCACCAAUGGGGCCAUCAUCACCUACGACAUCACCAAGAAAGCCUCGUUCUUGUCUGUCCCCAAGUGGAUGGAAGAUGUGAAGAAAUACGGUGGCUCUAACAUUGUUCCACUUUUGGUUGGAAACAAGUCAGACCUGGCCGAGAUGCGUGAAGUUCCCUUUGAGGAUGCUCAGUCCAUGGCACAGCAGUUGGAAUUCAUCAGUGCCAUAGAGACUUCAGCCAAGGAUUCCAGUAAUGUAGAUGAGGCCUUCAAUAAAAUGGCUGCUGAACUCAUGCUCAGACACGGGGGACCUAUGAUAAAUGAGAAUGUGACGGACAGCUUUAAGCUAAACAGUAAGGAUGUGACCGCUGAAGGGUGGGGUUGCGGAUGUUGAAAAAUUGGAUUCAGUUUUAUUUCAGGGUUAUUAAAGUUAUGUUACUGCCACUCAUGGAGGAUAACUGUGGGGGAUCAGUCAGUCAGGCUGUUGCCUGUGAGAACCGUAGGACAUUUCCAGUAACCUUCCCGUUGAUUUCAGGGACCAGUUGUUACCAUUGCUCCAGCCUCUAGCAGAUGUGCAUAAAGAAAGAGAUGUCAAAGCAGGUGGUUUAUGGUACACUUAGAGAUGGAAGCAACUGGAAAAAUCAGAUCUGACUUUAAUAAAUGGUUUUAGUAAUGCCUCUGACUGGAGAUGAAAGCCAAGAAGAAGUUCUAAACUUUUUUUUUUUUUUUUUUACCCAAGUGUGAAUCACAGGGGUAAGUGAAGGACUGAUCAAAAUCCAUUUCUCUCGUAUGUUGAAUACAGUCUCAUGAAUUCAGUAGGUCUGCGUAGUUUCUCUGUCUUCAUAUGUGUCCGUUAAUUUUCUUUCUCAGACUUUCUGCCGUUAGACGGAUAUCGUAUCUAGAAUAGGACACCUGGAGCUGGGGUGUUAUUUGUUAAUAUGGGCUUAUGUUGUUCAGCGAUAGUGUAAAGCUUUUGCCAUCAGUGGACACAAUGACUGCUGAUGUCCCAUAAUGGCUGUCACACGAGGACGCUUACUUAACCAUUCUAACAGUUAUGCAACUCCAGUAAGACACUCCUGCAACACGGACUCACAAGUGCCAAACGUCCAUAUGACCAAGUAUCACAUUGCUCUUGAAUUUAAACUGGAAACACAGCGAGUCGACUCUUGACGAUGUUGGGGGUUUUUUGUUUGCUUUUUUGUUUGUUUUUUUACACUGGAAUUAGCAAUUUGAAGAGGCAGGUAGUUUCUCUCAAGACUUGGUUCUAUAUUAAUUAAUUGAGGUGUUUUCUUCUAGGGUCACUAUUUUUAAUAUUUUCUUCCUUUGCCCUUUCACAUCUGUCCAUACCCAGUGAAAUAUGCCAUUACAAGAUGUGUUAGCUUAGCUUAGCUGCAGUUCAAAUAGAAAUCUGUCUCAAGUUGUUUCUCAGAUCAUGGACCAGUUUUACCCCUUAGGUUAAGUUUACAUUUAGAAACAGUGAGAUCACUGACCAUGACAUAUUUUACAGGAUUUUUUCCUUUUCCCACAUUUGAUGGGUUUUUUUCUUUUGGUAUGGUGUGAGCAUUGAUGCUAUUUUACAUUAAUUGUUAAUUCAGGAUUACGUCAAAGCCUUGAAAUCACAAUUGUUCAAGAAAAAGACAGUCUUUUAAAAUUAGGAUUACUUGUCACAUUACUUUUAAUCAUAGGCCAUAGAGUAAAUUAUUGUAGGAUUAUGGAGGCAUACGUUUGCUAUUCAGUCUCAAAUAAUGAGGAAAAGGGCUAGAAAACCGUUUUGUUUUUUUUUACAUGUAAUAUUCAGGUACUGUAGUCCUCUUUUUUUUUUUUAAAUGAUACAUGAAUGGAGAGUGAUUUUUCCUUGUUUCACUGGUCAGAGAGAAGACCCUUGAAACUGAACUGCUCUGCAGUUUCACUGAAUAAAACUCAACAUUGUUUUAUAUUCAGUGAGUGAAGGUGAAUAGAGUGUGAAAUGUCUACCAGACAAAUGUAAUCUUUUUUUUUUUAAGGUUGGUAAUGUAAUUGAGACGAUCAAUUGGAAUAUUUAACUGUUUGAAUAGACUUGGAGGUGAACUGUGGAGGAGGUUUGCUGAGUGCCUUAUAAUGCAAUGCUGAUAUUGUAGGAAUUAUUAUUUUAUUAGUGCUUAAUGUUAAGACAAUAUUACAAUGAUCUGUUACUAUGCAUUUCAUCUGUUAAUCAAUCAGUGAUACUGUACGUUGUUUUU
This is a messenger RNA of Chanos chanos (milkfish), 2554 nucleotides long. It is a transcript of the gene rab43, whose product is annotated as RAB43, member RAS oncogene family. Bases 103 to 729 code for a protein of 208 amino acids. The record is from RefSeq and is a predicted model, not a curated record. The transcript is spliced from 3 exons. Gene Ontology annotation, molecular function: GTPase activity; GTP binding. Lineage: Eukaryota; Metazoa; Chordata; Actinopteri; Gonorynchiformes; Chanidae.